AUGGAAGGCUCCGCGCGCGACAGCGAUCGCGACCCAAGCCCGCUCUCCGACGCUCCCGAUGAGCAAGGCGCCGAAGAAAUAAAUCGGAGACAGUCUCGACGUGUUCGCCGAAAGCCAGAACUAUAUUCUUCGCAAACUUUUACUCCCAGUUCGACGAAGCGAAAGCGCACUGGCUCACGCGCCGGGGAUGAUGAGAGUGGCGCAUCGGACGCAGGAGCCGCAAACAGUGAGGAAUCUGGAGAUGAAGACCAAGAAGAUGAAGAGAGUAGUGAGGAAGGGCCUGACGAGGAAGAAAUGAAACGGAGGAGAAAACUUACAAAAAAGGCCUCGAAGAAAACGGUCAAGAAUGGGGUUAAGAAUGCACCCUCGAAGGCUAAACGCGCAGCCAAAAAACCAAAGAUGGCAAAUAGCAUUGAAGCGGAACUCGCAUUUCGCCCUCUCCUCAAUGGUGGGAAAAAGGCUCCCUCAAGGCCGAGGAAACCGCGUGUCCGACCCAGUGGAUUUGCAGGCGAAGAGGGUUUAUAUGCUGAGGUUUUUGCCAGAGGCCAUACUACCGAUGCCGUCGCUGCGGAAUGGCUUACAAAAUACGAACAACACAACAUUGAUGCGAUGUGUGACCUGGUCAACUUUGUUCUACGCUGCUCGGGGACCGUUUUAAAGGUUGAUGAACACGACAUAGAGGACGUAGACAAUGUCGCGGGCCGCUUGAAUGAUCUUCAGGAAGAAUACCAGUCGCAAAGCAUCACAGAAUAUCCCCUUGUAUCGAAAUCUAAAAAAUUUCGAGGGUUCCAGUCCGUGUUAACCGGGUUUUUCGACUCUCUCGUUCGGACAAUACAUAGCUCAUCGGUGCUAUAUACCGACAAUGCUUUGAUGGAAAACAUUCAGGCCUGGAUAACCUCAAUGUCCUCCGCCCCUAUUCGACCAUUUAGGCAUACUGCGACGACAAUUUCCCUCGCCAUUGCUACAAGCAUGUGCCAUAUCGCGAAACAGGUUUCAACCACGCUCUCGAAUACCAGGAAACAACUUGAGACAGAAAAAAAGAAAAAGACUACCAACAAGGGUAGAAUCGGGGCUUUGCAAACAAAGAUAAAGGAAAACGAACAAAAGCUUGAGACAAUAGACGGAUUUCUUCAUGAUUCUUUUGAUACCGUCUUCGUUCAUCGAUACCGAGACGUUGAUCCAAAAAUUCGAGCUGAGUGCAUUACCGCUCUUGGUGUUUGGAUUGCCACCUACAGGCAGGUAUUUUUUGAAGGACAGUACCUUCGAUACCUAGGUUGGGUGUUGUCUGAUACUGUCCCUCACACACGAUCAGUUGUCGUUCAUCAGCUUUACCGUUUGUUUCAAAACAAGGAUAAUAUUCCCGGACUCAAAGCUUUCACCGAGCGAUUUCGUCCUAGACUUGUGGAAAUGGCCGUACGGGAUGCUGAAACCAGUGUUAGGGCGGCAGCCGUUGAAUUAUCGGACCUUAUCCGUGAUGCCGGAUUGCUAGAACCAGACGACAUUGACAGUGUUGGGCGACUUGUUCUUGAUAGUGAGGCACGCGUACGUAAAGCGGCUGGCAAGUUCUUUGUAGCCAACAUUCAAGAUGUCUACGAUGCACAAACUGAAGGUCUAGAGGAAGAACUUAAUGAGUCAUUUGCUGAUGAAGAUGAUGACGAGGAUUUCAAAUCUCCCAAAAAGUCGUGGAUAAAAUAUAAAUGCCUGGUCGAUAUGCUCCAAGCUUACGAUGAGCAGCAGUCUGAGCUGGCGGAGGACCAGGAUAUCUCAACCAGAAAAAAUCUUUUUGCCAGCCAUCUGGAAUCUAGAUUUGCGCUCGCCACGGAGAGCAUAUUCUCUCAUUUCCCGGAAUUAAGUCAAUGGGAGUCUUUGGCAGGAUACCUACUUUAUGAUCACUCGCAAAUUGCAGAAUCAGAGGGUGAGGAUGCCAGCAAUACCAUCAAACAACUAUUCAAGCUAGAUGAGGGCCAAGAGGCGAUUCUCUUAGAAGUCUUAAGCGCUGCAGUGAAGCUUCACAUUCAGGAGGUUUCCAAAUCGGACACAGACAAGAAAGGCAGGAGAACGAAGCAAUCAGUGGAGAUGAUGGAAGCUAGGCAAGAAACUAUUGCCCACGACCUUGCACAGAUUAUACCUCAACUUCUGAACAAGUUUGGCGCUGUCCCAGAAGCUGCGUCGGCAGUGUUGAAACUCGAGCAUCUCGUCAAUCUAGACCUCAUCCAAGACUUGCAAAAGGAUGCCGCAUCAUAUGCUGAGAUCCUGAAUAACAUUAACAAGCAGUUCUUGACACAUUCCGAUCGAGUCGUGCUCGCCGAAGCCACUGCGGCGUUCCUUCAUGCUCGUACGUCCGAUGAGCUUAAGGAAGCGAUGGAGAAUAAAGUACAGGAACUAUGGGACGAUACGCUGGAUUCACUACGCUCAGUUGUGGCAAACAAACAUGUCCAGGAUAACGGCACUCUCCCCGUUAGCACUCUUACCUCUCUCUCCCACACGGUUAUGAGAAUCUCGAAUUUAGUCAGUAUCUCAGAUUGCACAUCGAUACUGGAAUCAUCGGCCGAGAACACGAGGAAAAAGACGCUCGAAACACAGCCCCUUGUCGAUGUAUUAUUGUCUCUGACGAAACGAGCACUACGCGAAAAUAGUUCCGACGAGGAGGUCAUUUCGUUAGAACGUGAACUACUGACUAGUACGUUCAAGACCCUGCUCGUUUAUUUCAUGUGGAAAGUCCAGUUGCUCCGUGCUGGCGUUUCGAGAAAAUCACCUUUAGCAGGAGAAUUCUUUGAAGCUCUAUCAGAACGCCGAGAAUCAUUUCUUGCCACACUCACGGCGAUCAUGCAGCAGGGGAAAGGGAUCAGCCAUAUAAGGAUAGCCGCAGCUACAACUUUGUUGGAUUUGCAAACCGCAUUUGGCACUUUGCGUUAUGCAGCUUCAGCCAAAACUACGAACCCUGACGAUGAAACGGUCGCGCAAAUCGUUGAACUCGUACAGGACAUUCCCCCGACCACAUCUUCCUUGAUAUUCCGUAUACAUGACAGUGUCUUGAAGGUUUAUGCGAAAAAGAUACAUCACUCUGUUGAAGUGCUGUCAGACGAUGAAGCGCCUUUAGAUUCCCAAUCUGACAUUGGAGACAGCUCUGAUGAGGAGAUGGAGGACGACGAGGAUGCGGUUCAGUCCAGUGCGCGCCGUAUGCGCUCACAACUCCUCUCUGAGCAAGAGCUUUGCCAAUACACUGGCAAGAUCGUCCUGGCUAUCAUUGGUCAUGUUCUAGAUUCGUCGGGCCCGCAGGCUGGGAAGUUCAAAGAGAAAUUACUGCGGAAUAAAUCACGGCUGGGUCACAACUACAAGGCUAUUCUAACUUAUCUAGACCAGAACAAGACAGCGUCGUCGCAAAAUGCAUCGAAACCGAAUGCUAAUGCACCGGCUCAACGCUCUAAUGGCAAUGUCGGGGGAAUGAGAAACGGCAAUGUUAAAUCUACGGAAAUGGUAGUUGAAGACGACGAAGAGGAGGAAGAUGACGAUGAUUUACGGGCUAGAGAAGCCACAGAAAACGAUAGUGAGUUGGCAGCCGAGGGUCGCGGCGACUCGCCUCUCACGCCUGUCGGCGAUGAUAUGAUUAGUGAUUGA
Ophidiomyces ophidiicola is the source of this 3618-nucleotide messenger RNA. RefSeq names its product cohesin complex subunit (gene IRR1). Gene Ontology annotation, biological process: sister chromatid cohesion. The record is from RefSeq and is a predicted model, not a curated record. Gene Ontology annotation, molecular function: chromatin binding. The transcript is spliced from 2 exons. Gene Ontology annotation, cellular component: chromatin; nucleus; cohesin complex. Bases 1 to 3618 code for a protein of 1205 amino acids. NCBI's taxonomy places the organism in Eukaryota, Fungi, Ascomycota, Eurotiomycetes, Onygenales, Onygenaceae.